AUGAAACGAGUCAUUGCUCCCUCUGAUCGGGGUCAGAUAUCAAAAAAGACUAUCAAACGCUCAAAAGGUGUCUUUGUUGAAGAGUCAUCCUCGGGCCAAAACGGGCACUUUCUUGGUUGUUUUCCUCCUGAAAUUGUUUUCCGUGUAUUCACUUUUCUUGAAAUUUCCGAUUUGUCCAAUGUCGUGUUCGCUAGUCGAUCUGGUCGGAUGUCCGUGAAACACUAUCUUACAAGUCCUGUUUGUACACAGCUUUACAGUUUCAGAAACCCACACCCUCCUAAUGCACCUGAUAACUUUGUCGCUGUAAAGGAGCAGCUUGAUUACUUCUCCCAUGUUGGACUUUUGUUUCGUAGAAUAUAUUGCUUCCGUCCCCUCUCUCUGAGGAUUCAGCUUCUGGAUAGCAUUCUUCGGGCGGUCAGUCUACUGAUUCUCUGUAUCUUAAUAUCAUCUACACGUGCCAACAGCUUUAUGUUCAUUGAUGAAUUCCGUACCUUCAUUUUACCUUUGAGCUCUUGA
Molecule: messenger RNA, 516 nt
Organism: Hydatigera taeniaeformis
Lineage: Eukaryota; Metazoa; Platyhelminthes; Cestoda; Cyclophyllidea; Taeniidae
Source: the annotation of a GenBank genome assembly